AUUAGUAAACUCGGGAUGGUUUAGAAGGCUGUGUCAAGGUCGAUUAGAUCUCACCUUAGUUUAUCACCACAUGAUCAUACAGCUGACCUUUCGGGUGUGUGCGCGCGCGCGCGUCUAUGAGACUCAAGCAAUAAACAUCGAUUCCACCAAUCCCUCUCUAUCACUAAGACACCAUCAUUAAUCCGUUCAACAAACUGCUUCAAAAAUAAUAAAGACCCAAGAAGAAGACCUCGGGAAGGGUAAUUUAUUAGUAAACUCGGGAUGGUUUAGAAGGCUGUGUCAAGGUCGAUUAGAUCUCACCUUAGUUUAUCACCACAUGAUCAUACAGCUGACCUUUCGGGUGUGUGCGCGCGCGCGCGUCUAUGAGACUCAAGCAAUAAACAUCGAUUCCACCAAUCCCUCUCUAUCACUAAGACACCAUCAUUAAUCCGUUCAACAAACUGCUUCAAAAAUAAUAAAGACCCAAGAAGAAGACCUCGGGAAGGGUAAUUUAUUAGUAAACUCGGGAUGGUUUAGAAGGCUGUGUCAAGGUCGAUUAGAUCUCACCUUAGUUUAUCACCACAUGAUCAUACAGCUGACCUUUCGGGUGUGUGCGCGCGCGCGCGUCUAUGAGACUCAAGCAAUAAACAUCGAUUCCACCAAUCCCUCUCUAUCACUAAGACACCAUCAUUAAUCCGUUCAACAAACUGCUUCAAAAAUAAUAAAGACCCAAGAAGAAGACCUCGGGAAGGGUAAUUUAUUAGUAAACUCGGGAUGGUUUAGAAGGCUGUGUCAAGGUCGAUUAGAUCUCACCUUAGUUUAUCACCACAUGAUCAUACAGCUGACCUUUCGGGUGUGUGCGCGCGCGCGCGUCUAUGAGACUCAAGCAAUAAACAUCGAUUCCACCAAUCCCUCUCUAUCACUAAGACACCAUCAUUAAUCCGUUCAACAAACUGCUUCAAAAAUAAUAAAGACCCAAGAAGAAGACCUCGGGAAGGGUAAUUUAUUAGUAAACUCGGGAUGGUUUAGAAGGCUGUGUCAAGGUCGAUUAGAUCUCACCUUAGUUUAUCACCACAUGAUCAUACAGCUGACCUUUCGGGUGUGUGCGCGCGCGCGCGUCUAUGAGACUCAAGCAAUAAACAUCGAUUCCACCAAUCCCUCUCUAUCACUAAGACACCAUCAUUAAUCCGUUCAACAAACUGCUUCAAAAAUAAUAAAGACCCAAGAAGAAGACCUCGGGAAGGGUAAUUUAUUAGUAAACUCGGGAUGGUUUAGAAGGCUGUGUCAAGGUCGAUUAGAUCUCACCUUAGUUUAUCACCACAUGAUCAUACAGCUGACCUUUCGGGUGUGUGCGCGCGCGCGCGUCUAUGAGACUCAAGCAAUAAACAUCGAUUCCACCAAUCCCUCUCUAUCACUAAGACACCAUCAUUAAUCCGUUCAACAAACUGCUUCAAAAAUAAUAAAGACCCAAGAAGAAGACCUCGGGAAGGGUAAUUUAUUAGUAAACUCGGGAUGGUUUAGAAGGCUGUGUCAAGGUCGAUUAGAUCUCACCUUAGUUUAUCACCACAUGAUCAUACAGCUGACCUUUCGGGUGUGUGCGCGCGCGCGCGUCUAUGAGACUCAAGCAAUAAACAUCGAUUCCACCAAUCCCUCUCUAUCACUAAGACACCAUCAUUAAUCCGUUCAACAAACUGCUUCAAAAAUAAUAAAGACCCAAGAAGAAGACCUCGGGAAGGGUAAUUUAUUAGUAAACUCGGGAUGGUUUAGAAGGCUGUGUCAAGGUCGAUUAGAUCUCACCUUAGUUUAUCACCACAUGAUCAUACAGCUGACCUUUCGGGUGUGUGCGCGCGCGCGCGUCUAUGAGACUCAAGCAAUAAACAUCGAUUCCACCAAUCCCUCUCUAUCACUAAGACACCAUCAUUAAUCCGUUCAACAAACUGCUUCAAAAAUAAUAAAGACCCAAGAAGAAGACCUCGGGAAGGGUAAUUUAUUAGUAAACUCGGGAUGGUUUAGAAGGCUGUGUCAAGGUCGAUUAGAUCUCACCUUAGUUUAUCACCACAUGAUCAUACAGCUGACCUUUCGGGUGUUGUCUCCGCCUUAGAAGGAGGCUGGUUUGGAUCUGGCAAGAACCAUCACAGAUCAAGUACAGCUCCCUGAUUUCUGACAUCGCCCUUGAGAAGCUACUGCGCCCAGGCACCGUCAGCCAAGAAAAUGGUGAGCUACGAUGAUGCCCGUGAUUAUGUGACAUCCCUGUUCAUCAUGCUGAAGAAGGAACCAGUCAUCUUGUUCCGCAUCGAGUUCCUGGUGGUCCUCGUCACGCUGCUCUUCUUCGCCAUGUUCCUCAUGGAUUUCUUUCGCCGCAUCAUUCACAACCCAUUCAUGAGGGCCGUCUUCAGCAUCUUCGACGGCGUCUCCGACUCCAUUGUCUUGUACCUCCUGGGGGCCAUGCAGUCGGCGCCUUUCAAGAACCAGCUGUUCCCGAUCUGGGCUCUUGUGCUCGUCAAUUUCCGCUACAGCGCAGACUACAUCUCCGGCUACGGUGUUCCUGACCGCCGCGGACGAAGGUUCACCGAGUGGAGGAACGUGUUCAAGCUCCUGGGGUCGGCAUUCUUGACUUGGACGCGUGGAUCCAGCUUCACGGCUCCACUCUGGUCCGUCUGGUGCCUGCAGAUAGUGAGGAGCGCGUACAGAUUCCACUCACACAAUCUGGCAUUCCGCUCCCUCUGGCAUGGCGGGAGCUCACACCUGGUUGCAGAGCACAUGCGUGCCAGGUACAGCAACUUGCAACCAGACAGCAACUCGCAACCAGCAGCCAGCCCAGUGACGAUGGAAGACUACAGCUACUUGGUGUAUGGAGAAACGAGGCGAAAUUUCAAGCUAAAGAAGCCUCAGUAUGCAUUGUCUCCUCACCGGCCAAGAAAGAUCUGGCAAGCUAGAUGUUGUUGUGUAAGAGUCGUCUUCAAUACCAGCAGCCGCACGUCCCAGCAGGAGUCGUCGCCACUGAUCACGCUGGACAAAGUCUGGAAGUACUGUCCCAUUCACCAGCCACAUAACCAGGAGGAGGAAGAGGACCUAAAGAAGGACAAUGACCUAAAGGAUAUCACUUUGGCCUUCGCCUUGUCAAGGCUGCUGCGGUGCAGGUUUGAGGAUGUGCCGCUGCAAGCAAGUAUCUUCGAAAUACACCGUGAGCUGAUCAAGAGCAUAAUUGGUGGGAAGCUGGGCACCAGCGAUGUCCUCAGGAUCAUGGAGCUGCAGCUUGCCUUUGUCCACGACUAUUUCAACACCCGCUACCCCAUGGUGUUCUGGUGUGGGCGCCUGUCUCUCCUCAUCACUCUGUUUCUGUCCGUGCUCACCAUCGGUGCUGUCUGCUGGCUUGCUGUGGAUAUCCGUAGGGUCUAUAAGCCCCCGAAUGGCGAGCUUGCCAAUCUGGUCAAGGGCUUUAAUAUUGACAUGAUCAUUACAUGGGCAUUCAUUUUGCUGAUGAUUGCCAAGGAGGUCUGGGAGAUGGUGACCUACUUACUCUCCGACUGGACAAGCUUAAUCCUGGUGUGCGAGUAUGUGCAGAGGAAGUGCAAGAGGAUCGGAGGAUCUAUAGACACAAGGAUGGAUCGCAUAUUAUUAUGGUUUUCCAGAGCUAAGAUUACUGACAAGAGGUGGCAUGGACAUCUUGACCAGUAUGUCUUCCUGCAGUCGUAUGAGGACAGACCAAGAUUUUGGAAUUUUGUUCACAACCUAACUACCGGAAUAAUUCCAAAGAAAGACGACGGGGCAAAGCUCAGCAGUGCCAUCACAGUUCCCGAGUGUGUCAAGAAGGCAGUUCUGGAGAAGCUCAGCAUAAUGGUGGAGGAAAAAAAAGAUUGUAGUCUGCCCAAGGACCAACAUUGUAGUCUGCCCAAGGAAAAACAAGAUUGUAAUCUUCCCAUGGACCUCAAGACAUUGUCCAACAGCAACCUUAGCGAGCAGUUGCAGAACUACAAGUCUUACACCGCACCACCGAUGAGCACCGACAUCGUCUUGCCGACAAGCUCUCACAUCAUUCUUGCGUGGCACAUCGCGACCAGCCUCUGCGAAAUGGAGCUUGCGAAUAAUCACGGUGUCAACUUGAGCAAACCUGGGUUUCCGCGCUCGCUGUUGUGUUGGUUGACUUCUUGCUGCUCCUCCAAACCUUAUCUUAUGGAUUUGGGUGAGAAGAAAGAUGGUAUCUUGUCAUGGUUCACAAAUAGCUGCUCAUCAAAGUCAAAUGGGAAGUUGCCUGACAAGCUUCGGGAGUCCUACACCAUUGCAAACAGCUUAUCGCGGUACUGUGCAUAUCUGCUGGUUGCAAAGCCUGACCUGACCCCUGAUAGUUUUCUUGUUCCCAAGAUAGUCUUCCAGAAAACCGUCGAGAGUGCUCAUGACGGCAUCCUGAAAAAUUGUGAUUCAUUAGAGAGCAGGCGCAUAAAACUGAAUGAAGCAGACGAACCUAUCGAAAACUCCGAAGAAGAUGUAUUGAAACAGGGUGCAGCACUGGGCAAGGAACUGCUCAAAAUUCCAACUGAUGAAAUUCGCUGGAAGAUCCUGGAAGAGGUAUGGACUGAGUUACUUAUACACAUUGCGCCCACGCGGAAUGCACACGCGCACAGGAAGUGUCUCUCUGGAGGGGAGUUCAUAACCCACAUAUGGGCAUUUCUUUGGCACUAUGGCAUUCAGAAGAGUAGCUUGUGGCCAAAUGAAGUUGCACUAGCAAACCGUGCCCCUGCAGCGCCUGAGAAUGAUGGCGUCCGAAAUGCAAACAAUAUGGAUGAACCAGUGCAAGUUUGUGCAGACGGAAGUGCCGAGCAGACUGGCGCUAAUGUUCGUGAACCGGAUGAGAUCAUGGGAACCCAGGAGCAUGAGACAAGAAACUCUAGGAGAGUGCUAACAAGGAUGGAGAGAACAGAGAGUUCAGAAAUCGAGGAGGGGUCUCAUGAUGCCAUAGCGGAGGACAGAAAUUUUCAGAGAGGAAUGGCUGGUCAAACCCAAAACGGGAGUGAGGCAAACAAGCUAGGUUGAAGGCAUAGUUCCAGAGCAGCGCAACAUGACCUGAAUGGUGUGCCUGAAUUAUGCCAUAAGUUCCGCAACAAGAUCGCGAGCCUGCACCGAGAAUAUGUUGAUCUUCUAUUUGGGGACUUGAUUCCCUUUGUUAUAUGGAUGUUGUUCUUUAUUUCUUUCUUUUUUCCAUACAUCUGAGUUCUUUGUGAUAGUACGUAUCUUUUAUUGGACUCUCACCUCAUACGUUUGUGAUAGUGCGAGAGCAGACUGUUAUGCUCACCUUAUUAUCGCGCCUUUAUAAAUUAUACCUUAAUGCUCAAUUUGGAAUUCCGUUAUUGCUCAGCAACAGAAACAAUGGUCAUCUUUUUAUAAAA
Messenger RNA from Aegilops tauschii subsp. strangulata, 5363 nucleotides. NCBI's taxonomy places the organism in Eukaryota, Viridiplantae, Streptophyta, Magnoliopsida, Poales, Poaceae. The record is from RefSeq and is a predicted model, not a curated record.